UGUGCUGAGUUGUACGUGAGGGGGAAGUGUGUGUGUUUAUAAAAGCUGUAGUGGUGAUUCAGUUUCAUUUAUUCAGAUACAGGCAGGAUCAAACAGGCAGGAUGGUGCAGGUGGACCUGCUGUGGAUCACUGCUGCUCUUCUGUCUUCACCACUGCUCACUCUAUGUCAACCACUGUACAUUCUAUCAGCCCCCCAGAUAAUGAGGGUGGGCACACAAGAGCGUGUGCUCGUGGAGAUUCAGGACUACAAAGAACAAAAGGCCAUAAAUGUAAAUAUCAGAGUGAUGAGCUUUCCCCGAAAAGACAGAGAUCUCAUCUCAACAAUGGUGACCCUAAGGCCUGAAGAUAACUUUCAAGCUCUUGUUGAUAUAAAUAUCCCCUUUCUUGAUGACGUUUUUGACACAGACCCAGAGAUAAAACAGUAUGUUUAUCUGAGUGCAACCUUUGAUGGACCUCAAACCUUGGAGAAAACUGUCAUGGUCUCCUUCCAGUCGGGUUAUAUUUUUGUACAGACAGACAAGACAAUAUACACUCCUGAUAGCACAGUACGAUACAGAGUGUUUCCUUUGACCACAGAAGCAAAGGCAAUAGUGAGUCCUGUGGUGGUGGAGAUUGUGACACCAGAAGGGAUCAUCAUUCAAAGAGACCAGUAUACUUCGUCCAAGAGCCUGGAGUAUAAACUGGGGAGUCCCAUCAGCACUGGAAUCUGGAAAAUUGUAGCAAGCUUUAAGGACAGUCCUGACAAGAAUUUCACUGCAGAGUUUGAAGUCAAAGAGUACGUGCUGCCCAGCUUUGAAGUGAAGCUGGAUCCUAAGAAAUCAUUCUUCUACACGGAGGAUAAAGAGUUCCCUGUUGAAAUUAAAGCCAAGUAUUUGUUUGGUCAAGAUGUUGAAGGCUCUGCUUUUGUAGUAUUUGGCAUCUUCAGUGAAGGCAAAAAGAUCAGCAUUCCGAGCUCUCUUGCCAGAGUUGACAUCAGUAAAGGACAAGGUAAAGCAGUGCUCAAGAGAGACCACAUCCUUCAGACCUUCCAAAAUAUUGAUGAACUUGUUGGGAAAACAAUGUAUGUGUCUGUCAGUGUACUAACUGAAAGUGGAAGUGAAAUGGUGGAGGCAGAGAGAAGAGGAAUUCAUAUAGUGAAAGCACCAUAUACCAUUCACUUCACAAGAACCCCAAAAUACUUUAAACCUGGAAUGCCCUUUGAUUUCAGGGUGUAUGUAACGAACCCUGAUGAGACACCAGCAGAAAAUGUUGAGGUAUUGGUGACACCAGGAAAUGUGCCAGGAAGGACUGAUAAGAACGGGAUUGCCAAGAUCGUCAUCAACACCCAGAAAGGAGCCUCCACUCUAGAUAUCACUGUACGUACAGUCACUGAGGGAAUACCGGCAGAAAACAAGAUGACAGCACAUGCCUACCUGCCUACAGGUGGUUCCCAAAACUACCUGCAUAUAGACAUAACUACUGGAUUGUUGAAAGUUGGGAAUCAAGUUACCCUCAAGCUGAAUCUAGGCUCCAGCGCAGUUGGGGACCAAGACUUCACUUAUAUGGUUCUAAGUAAAGGACGGAUCGUAACAGCUUCGAGAUAUCAGAAGUCAGGUAAUUCAGUGAUAGCUGUGCCACUCAAAGUGACUAAAGAAAUGCUUCCCUCUUUCCGUGUGGUGGCGUAUUACCAUGUGGGAUCCUCUGAGGUCGUGGCUGACUCGAUCUGGGUUGAUGUGGAGGACACAUGCAUGGGAUCGCUCAAAGUUGAUGUAGAGGAUGUUAAAGUAGCAUAUACCCCCAAUGAAGUUAUUGAUCUGAAAAUUACUGGUGAUCCUGGGGCAAAAGUUGGCCUGGUCGCUGUGGACAAGGGCGUCUACGUCCUCAACAACAAGAACAGACUCACCCAGACCAAGGUCUGGGACACCAUUGAGAAGCAUGACCUUGCCUGUACAGCUGGCAGUGGCAAAGACAGUAUGGGAGUUUUCUAUGAUGCAGGAGUCCUGUUCAUGUCUAAUUCUGCAGGAAGCACCCCUGACAGAAGAGAGCCCUCCUGCUCAUCUGAACAAAAAAGAAAACGACGUGACCUCACCAAAAUAGAACUCAAAAAGACCCUGGUGGGGAGUUACAGUGAGGACCUGAGGCACUGCUGCAUGGAUGGAAUGGUGGAAAAUUUUCUCGGUUACACGUGUGAACGCAGAGCUGAGUACGUUGAGGAUGGAGACGAUUGCCGUCAAGCUUUCCUGAGUUGCUGCAAGAAACUGGCCGAGGUAAAGCGGGAGGCAAUUCAGGAGGAGCUGAUCCUUGCCAGAAGCGAGGAGGAAGACGGUGAUGACAUGUUUGAUGACUUUACAACACGUUCCUACUUUCCUGAGAGCUGGAUGUGGAUGGAUGAAGUGCUCCCUCAAUGCAAAGAUAAAGAGAAAUGUGGCAUUACUACAAAACAGAGAUUUCCAGAAUCCAUCACCACUUGGGUGAUGACUGCCAUCAGCAUGUCUAACGAGUAUGGUAUUUGUGUGGCAGAUUCAGUGGAGUUUAUAGUUCAGAAGGGUUUCUUUGUCGACCUGAAGUUGCCUUAUUCAGCUGUAGUCAACGAGCAAAUAGAAAUCAAGGCUGUCGUUCACAACUUAGGAAAUUCUCUACUCAAUAGGGUUUUUGUGGAGCUGAAGGAGACUCAGUCUGUAUGCAGUUUGGCCAGCUAUAAAAAGAAGUAUCGCACCACCGUGAGCAUACCUGGCAAAUCAUCACGCGCUGUUCCCUUCGUUAUCAUCCCGCUGGUUAAAGGCGAACAUGAAAUCGAGGUGACAAUCAAGGAACCCAAUGGAAUGUCAGAUGGUGUGCGGAAACAACUGAAAGUAGUGACCCAGGGUAUUCUGCGGUCUACUGGAGAGCAGACUCUAAUUCUGGAGCCUGUCAAACAUGGUGGAACACAAAGAUCAGAAAUUAGGAGGUCCUUCCUGGAUAAUCAAAUGCCAGACACAGAAGCGUACACCUACAUAGCUGUAAGAGGCAGACCGAUGGCACAGCUGAUAAAAGAGGCCAUCAGUGGAAAGGGUCUAGAGUCUUUGAUUAGGCAGCCUUCAGGAUGUGCAGAACAAAACCUGAUGGCCAUGGUCCUGCCUCUGCUUGCAGCAAAUUUCCUGGAAAAAGCCAACCAGUGGGAAGAUGUAGGAGUGGAGAAACGCCCUGUAGCAUUGGGGUACAUUACUACAGGCUACACAAGAGAGCUCACAUUUCUCAAACCAGAUGGAUCGUUUGCAGUUUUUUCAGGUGCCUCAGGCAGCACCUGGCUGACUGCAUAUAUUGUCAAAAUGUUCAGUAUGGCCGAGAGUCUGGUCAGAAUAGACCACGGUGUUAUCUGUAACGCCGUCAAAUGGCUGAUCUUGAAUGCACAGAUGCCUGAUGGUGUUUUCAGGGAGCUGUACAGUGUUUCAUCCAGUGCUAUGGGGGGCAAAGCUACGCAGCUGUCAAUGACGGCUUUUGUACUCAUCGCAUUACAGGAGGCGAGGCUGAUUUGUACCGACAGAGUCAGUAGUCUUCAGCAGAGCAUGGACAAGGCAACAGAGUAUAUUGCGCAGAACGUCGCUUCUCAAAGCGAUCCUUAUGCUGUGGCCAUGGUGUCUUAUGCUCUAGCAAAUGCUAAUAAACUGAAACUUGAUGUUUUGUUCCGUUAUGCUUCACAAGAUGGCAGUCACUGGCCAGUCAAGGAAAGUCAUGCGUUUACUCUGGAGGCCACUGGUUAUGCUUUGCUGGCGCUACUGAAGAUUCGGGACUUUAAAAAUGCAUCACCAAUUGUGAAAUGGCUAAACACUAAUCAAAAAUAUGAGGGUGGCUACCUCUCCACUCAGGCUACUGCUGUGGUAUUUCAGGCUUUAGCAACCUACUUAAUAGAGAUGCCACCACCAUCCCGUGGAGGAGGAAUGGAGGUCACUGUCACCUCCACUGCAAGAUCAAGCAGUUUUAAAGGCGUGUUCACCAAAUCCACCAGAGGUUUACAGCGUUCUGACAGGUUCCCAGCAAAUGGAGAUUUAGCAGUGGAGGCUUCAGGGGAAGGUGAAGGUUCCAUGUCAGUCAUCACGCUGUACUACGUCAAACCUGACGAAAACUCCACAAGGUGCAAGAACUUCGAUCUGGAUGUGAAAUUUAUCAGAAACAGAACAACUUCCUAUGCAGGUGCACUCGCAAGUUACACACUUUCCAUAGAGACCAAGUUUCUGAAAGACAGAGAAUCCAGCAUGACAAUUCUGGAUAUCGGCCUGCUGACAGGGUUUGUUCCGGAUACAAGCGAUCUGGAAAAGCUGAUGGGAACAGACAGGUAUAUCCAGAAGUUUGAGAUGGACAAACAACUGUCAGACCGAGGAUCCCUCAUCAUCUACCUGAAGAAGGUCUCAAAUGCAGUUAAUGAGAGAGUUGUUUUCAGGAUGCACCAGAUGUUACAAGUUGCUCUCCCUCAACCAGUAGGAAUCACAGUAUAUGAAUAUUAUGCUCCUGAGAACCGCUGUGUGAAGUUUUAUGACGUAGCUGAGAGAACGAGUGGAACGCUUUACACCCUCUGCCCUACCGAAGUGUGCAGCUGUGCUGAAGCAAACUGCCCUCAGCUGAAAGCUCCUGAGGUCCCGACUGAAGAUGAGCGCAAGACCGAAGCCUGUAAAAACCGGGAUUUCGCUUAUAAGGCAAAUCUGAAAGACAUUAAGGAAACUGGGUCCACAUACAGCUACGUCUUCACCAUAAAUGAAGUUCUUAAAGUGGGAUCUGAUCCGGUUCAACCCCAAGAUCAGAGAGACUUUUUGGCUCAUGAUAAGUGCAGAACUAAACUGAACCUGAUUAAGGGAAAAGACUACCUCCUCAUGGGGCCCGAGCCAAAAAGGGUUCAAGAAAGAUAUCGCUAUUUGUUUGGAUCAGGGACUUGGGUGGAAUACUGGCCCACCACCAGGGAAAGCCAGGAGAGCAAGGAAAACAGAGACAGAUAUAACGGCCUGAGAGGACUCAGCCAUGUUUUAACCACCCUUGGAUGCACCACCUAAACUUGUUUUUAAAAGCAUGUAACUUUUGCAAUGACUUUUUGCUUUUCUGGCCAUACGUACGCUUUCUCUAACAGAUACACGCUGAUUUGAUCUCCAACUUUUAUUAAUUCCAACAGUCAUGUAACUAUUACCUGUACUCUUGACUUUUCCGUUUGGCUGUGACAUCUUUAAUCACACUGGUUGUAAUGUUUACUUGCAGUGACUUUGCUGGAUAUUGACUGCCUCACAUGUUCAUUACGUGCUGCUUUAAACUUAAAUGGAAAUAAAUCAAUGAGAGCAUCAAA
Messenger RNA from Colossoma macropomum (tambaqui), 5284 nucleotides. Its product is annotated as complement C3-like. The record is from RefSeq and is a predicted model, not a curated record. Gene Ontology annotation, molecular function: endopeptidase inhibitor activity; protein binding. The coding region runs from base 102 to 5000 and encodes 1632 amino acids. The transcript is spliced from 41 exons. Lineage: Eukaryota; Metazoa; Chordata; Actinopteri; Characiformes; Serrasalmidae. Gene Ontology annotation, cellular component: extracellular region.